Anopheles darlingi is the source of this 1286-nucleotide messenger RNA. RefSeq names its product myb-like protein AA. Bases 579 to 1286 code for a protein of 235 amino acids. The record is from RefSeq and is a predicted model, not a curated record. The transcript has 6 exons. Lineage: Eukaryota; Metazoa; Arthropoda; Insecta; Diptera; Culicidae.
GAGAGCAUUUGUUUUGGCCACCGCUGAUCCCCCGGUGUUGUGUCGUGCCGUACGGGUCUUAGUGCCCUCCUCGAGAGAGAGAGGUCUCAGCGUUUGACGAGCGUUGGAAAAUCAUCAAAAAAAUUAUCAUAAAACCACUUACACAAUCACGCGUUGGAAUCACGACGAUCCGACGAAUUGUGCGUCGUCUAAAUUGACACAUUCGCUCGGAAACGGAUACCUUUAGAGGUUCGAUUCGAAGGCAUUGGUGUACGAGCAACGCCUCUUCCCUUAUUUAGUCCGUACCCGUUGAGUUCAGUGACACAGUGAUGGUGAGAUGAAGACGUCAAGAAGACGUUCCAACUUCAAAACCAACUCGACACUAAUUGGAUCCAUCUAGUGCGUGUGUGCGUGAGUGUGUGUGCUUGUGCUCUAGUGCAAGUGUGUAUAGUCCUGGCAAAUGUCCUGGCCAACUGACAAGCGAACGAUCGUGUAGCGUGUGAGUGUUCAAGGUGUGUGUGUGUGUGAGUGUUGUGUUUGAUCGCGCGACCGUGGUGACCGGGCAAGGGACCGGGAGCCAGUGGUCCCUGGUACUGAUUAUGCCGCUUUUGGUUGCUCCCAGCAGUACACAUGGAGUGGCCCUCGUAGACCACCAUCAUCACCAUCUUCUACUGCAUCGCCAUCGCUCCACCAUUCAGCAGCAGCAACAACAACAACAGCAACAACAUCAGGAGCCACAGAGUGUGGUGCAACUAGAUCAGCAACAUCAGCAACAGCAGCAGCAGAAGCAGCAGAAGCAACAUCAACAACAACAGACGACGAGUGAAGUGGCCUCCAAUCUGGCGGAACGUGCCGGUGCCGUCGAUUUUACGAUGUCCAAAUUCAAGGCAUCCUCGCGCCACUCGCUCUACCGUCAGUUCUACGGUGGCGAUGAGUCGCCACCUUACGAGAAACCGGAGGAAUCAGAUACGCCCGAACCGGAAGGACGCGAAAAACCCUUUGGAAAAGUUUGGCUCAACAACGAAGCCCAGUGGAAUUAUCCGAUUGCGCUGACCGGCGGGCCAGGUCAGCCACCCGGUCAACCAAUAGUGUCCGGAUCAUCCGGACUACCACCGCCUCCACCAGCACCUCCAACACACCUCAGCAUGGCGUCCCUUGGUGCCGGUAUACCGCCUGCGUCCACCACCAUUGGACUGCAGCAUCCUCUGAUGAGCCUGCGGGAGAUGAUGCUGCAGAGUUCGGCCGGAUUGAGUUUGCUGAACGCGGACGCCGGUGGAUUGGGACUGCUGAAGCCCUGCCAUCAAUGA